AUGCCCACCAGCUCCUUUAUUCUCGACGCCCCCAUCCCUCCGCAGCUCGAUCUCGCUGGUGCACCUUCUCAGCUUUUCCAGGUGCCACCCACUCCGUCCGCCUCCUCCGCUCUCUAUCGCUCCAUCGCCGUCCCUUCAUCCAGUCGGAAACGAUCGCGGGCUUCUCCAGAGAAUCGCUCAUGGCUCGGAACCCCGGUCGAUCGUCGCAGUCCCGCCCCCUGCUUCGUCGCAGCCGAUGAUCGUCACUUCUCCCCGAUGGACGACGAGACCGACAUCUACCGUCCCAGUCGCUAUCGAAAUCCGCCCCCACUCCAUCCUCUCGACGCCAGUGUCGAGUCCCUCGGUGAUCUCGGCAGUCUCCGGUGCAAGCGGAGUCGCCGUGACCCGUCCUCCGUGGUAGCCGCAUCGCCGGCUGACGAGAAAUCCGCGGCCGCCGGUCCCCAUCCUUCCGCACACCUCGGUACCGAACAGCCCGCCCCGGUCCGCUGGAGUCGCGCCGUGCUGAAUGUCGUCGGCAAGGUCUGGGAUUUCUGCUGGUCGGGUGCCUUUCGCGGGUUUUAUGCGGGUGGAGGCCAGGGUUACUCGCUGGCCGUGCCGCACGAGAACAACGCUCCUCCAUCUCACACCAUGGCUGACGAGUCUCGUACGGAAAAGCGGAGAGUCUCUUUCGUGAGCCACCACCGUUCGGUGUCAACCCCCGUCCCAGGGGAGUACCCCGAAGACAGCGACUUGCGCCGGAACUGGGUGAUGAUCUCCUCGCGGGACACUGGCGACCGGCUCGAUGAUACCUACAUGGAAGCCAACGAUGAAAUCAUCAUUACUCCAUCCGCACGCCCCCGGCGAGUCGUCCAUCGCCGAACUGCGACAACCCCGAGUUAUACCCGUCGCCGCACUGCCGCGAAAAAGACCCUCAUGUCCCAUCCGUCGGCGGGAUCGACCAAAUCCCAGUUCUCGUCGCCGGCCAAGCCGCACGAGAGCCCCGUGUCGGUCGAGACGCAGCGCUACAUGGCGCAGAAACGGCGGAUGGAGCGUGAAGAAGACGCCAGUCUGCGUCGGCUGAACCGCCAGCUCCAGGCGAUGAUCCGCGAGGGAAAGCAGGCGCUGGGGACGCGGGUAGAGGUGGAUGAUUACAUGGAAGAAUGA
Aspergillus terreus NIH2624 is the source of this 1143-nucleotide messenger RNA. RefSeq lists its product as uncharacterized. The record is from RefSeq and is a predicted model, not a curated record. The coding region runs from base 1 to 1143 and encodes 380 amino acids. The transcript has a single exon. NCBI's taxonomy places the organism in Eukaryota, Fungi, Ascomycota, Eurotiomycetes, Eurotiales, Aspergillaceae.